AUGGGACCAGCUGCUGCACAGCAAACAACCUGCCUUCUUUCAUGCAUCGAGCUCAAGGAGCUGCAUGAGUCGAGAUGGGCAGGAGACGUGGCAACAACCGAAGAUCCAGAAGAUGCUCGAGAGGUCAAGGACGCGCAGACCGAACAAGAUGCGGAUGUUCUCCGUUUUCAUGGCGCUUUCUCUUUGCCUCCUGUGUGGAUUGAUAGAUUCAGAGGAUCGGCAUUUUCCUGCGAUGAUCACACUCAGACAAAGACUAUCUUCCCCGAUGACGAGCAUCAUACCAUCGUCGAUGAAGGCAAGGUGUUGGACCUGAUUGAUGCCAAGUACUUCGACAAGACCAACCCCUUGGGCCCCAAAGACAGCGCGGAGAGGCAUGUUUACAAUGGUGUUGAUAUACAGGAUGUGCGAGCAGACUUGAAGAGUCGAUCAUUCUCUACUCAAAGCGCAGCUUACCAAGAGCUCAAAACACUCUCGAAGUACGACCCCACGGGAAUCGAUUCGCAAGGAUACAUAGCUGGCGUCCGCAUGGGAGACAAAGUUUUAUUCAUCAACCAUGUUGACAUGAGGGGGAAGACUUCAGCAGAUGCGAUGAGAGCCGUCGAGGACACCGGGGACCGGGAAGUCGAGCUAGUUGUCUCCGAGAAGGAGGAGAAAGGCCCUGAGAUGGUCAAGUCGUUCCGGUUGAGGAAGAAGAAAAGCUCGAAAAGUUCUCUGUCAUAUGAGUUGAUAGCAGCCAGCAAUCAGAAAAAGGUUGGUUACAUCCGUCUGAAAGAGUUCGACGGGAGGAGCGGAGGAGACAUGGCGGAUGCUUUGAAGCAUCUUUCAUCGAGUGACCUCCUCCUCCUUGACUUGAGAGGGAACCCCGGCGGGUUGCUUCAAGAGGCCAUCGAGAUCUCCGGUUACCUGCUUGAGAACGUGGAAGGAGAACCAUCCAAGAAAGUGGCCUGGGUGCAGACCAGGGCAGGAGACCUGGAAACCAUCCUCGUUCCCAAUGGCAAGACGAUUGACGCAGAGACGCCUUUGAUCGUCGUCGUCGACCGCAGGACGGCAUCAGCGAGUGAGGUCCUUACCGGCUCCUUGCAAGACUACUGCCGUGCUUACGUCAUUGGAAGCAACAAGAGGAGCUUCGGAAAAGGGCUUAUCCAAGGAGCUUUUCCGCUUUCCGAUGGCUCCGGCCUCAUGCUGACAAUUGCCAAGUACUUCACGCCUGACUUCCAUGACAUCCAAUCGCAGGGGAUCCGUCCUGACGAAACAGCCAACCUGAUGAGCCUCAGAGCUUCCUUGGCUAGCGGAGGUCUCAUCCCUGACUCUGACGCUCUUAAGGACAACAUGGCGGAGUGCAGAGCCAGUAAGACGACCGCGAAGAUGCAGCAGGGCCCAAGACGGGGAGGAGGAUCCUGA
This is a messenger RNA of Guillardia theta CCMP2712, 1401 nucleotides long. RefSeq lists its product as hypothetical. Gene Ontology annotation, biological process: proteolysis. The transcript has 22 exons. The record is from RefSeq and is a predicted model, not a curated record. Lineage: Eukaryota; Cryptophyceae; Pyrenomonadales; Geminigeraceae. Gene Ontology annotation, molecular function: serine-type peptidase activity; endopeptidase activity; protein binding. Bases 1 to 1401 code for a protein of 466 amino acids.